UUCGCGCGCGGCUCAGUUGUAUGUCAGAGGGGAAAUCUAGCUGCCUUCCACAGGCGCUGUGAGGAUAGGCUACAUGUUCCGAUUUCAGUCAUUGGAUGAAGACUGUACUCUGGAGGAGGAAGAGGAAGGGUUGGGUGAGGAGGAAGAUGACAUCGACCAGUUCAAUGACGACACCUUUGGAGCUGGUGCAGUCGAUGAUGACUGGCAGGAGGAACAUGCGCGCUUGGCAGAGCUAGACGAGCUGGUGCGGGAUGACCUGGCUGGUGGCGAUGCGUCCAGCGCCGCUCUUCCGCCGCCUCCGGGGAGUGUUCCCCUCCCGUCCUCCUUGCCCUCCCGUCCCCCCGCGUCUACGCUGCCUCCUCCAGGCCUGGAAGAGCGGGGAGGUGGUGAUCUUGCCCAGUCUCUGACUCGUCUGCUCUUGGGGUCGGACCCAGCCAUCGCUGGAGUGGGUGCCGCAGAGCCAGACCGCUCAUGUUUCCCGCCGAUGCCUCACGGCCAGGGCCCACCUCCCUGUGGCCUCUCGAGCGCUGCUGCCCAUUCCCUGCUGAGCUACCAACGGCAUCAGCAUCUCCUGCACAGAGGGCCGCCGCCCAUGCCACAGAUGAACUCGCACAGUAUAUGGGAGAGCAACAUGGGCUUUGGACCUGUCAGUGUUUCCCCUGGAUUGGUCACUCACAUGGAGGACAGCCCCCUGAUGUCUAUCAUGAAGGAGGUGGGGCUGCCGAACAGGCCCCAUCCAAUGCGGGGCGAGGAUGGCCUGGACCUGUCCGAGAGGGUGCCGCCACCCCGUUCGUCUUCGCCAGUCAUUGGUAGCCCUCCAGUCAGAGCAGUGCCCAUCGGAACCCCACCCAAACAACCAAUGAGCCAUGCCCUCAACCAGCAGAUCCAUUGUCCCACUGCGGUUCAUGUACGAGCCCCUAUCCAGCACCGUUACCCUCCUCCCUUCCCCGAGCGCCUCUCUCCUAAUACCCUUCUCAACAUCGCUAACGCUCCCAUGUGUCGGCCUCCGUUUCCUCCCGGGGUCGGCCCUGUUCUCUCCCAGAUCCAGCGGGCCCAGCUCCUCAACUCUCAGGUGGGGCCUUUUCCUCACGGCGGCCCUCCUCCCCCCAUGUUGCCAGGUGGUGGGGGCUUCAGGCCGUUCUUCAGCCAGCCCCCUCCCCGCGUGGGACCGCACGCUGCUCCCCCCCCUAACCACAAUCCCAUCCGGCACAACACCACACACCUCCACCCUCAGCACCGCAGGAUGCUCACACAGAGGAUGCAGAGCAGGGGUGACCGAGGUGGUAGAGUGGGGGAUCGGCGCAGCAGGGAUCCAUAUAGUAAUCUGAUGAGCCAGAAGGAGAAGGAGUGGGUAGCACGUAUCCAGAUGAUGCAGCUCCAGAGCACUGACCCUUACCUGGAUGACUACUACUAUCAGAACUAUUAUGAGAAGAUGGAGAAGCGUCUGGAGAGGGACAAGGACACCAGCCGGAAGGAGCCCACCACCAAACUCAUCACCCCUCAGGUGGCAAAACUGGAGCAGACGUAUCGCCCAGUUCAGUUUGCUGGCUCUCUGGGAAAGCUUACCGUUUCAAGUGUGAAUAAUCCCAGGAAGAUGAUCGACGCCGUUGUCACCACUCGCACUGAUGAUGAGGAAAAGAGGGAAAAGCAGGUGUGGAAUAAGAGACGUCAGAUUCUCUACAUUGUGGAAAAGAUGUACAGUUUGUUGCUGGAGGUGCAAGACUUUGAGAAGAAGUUCCUGCAGACGGCGGAGGAGCAGCGGGAGGCCCUGCUGGAGCAGCACAAGACCCACACGCUGCAGCUCUACAACUCCCUCAAGGAGAAGGAGUGGGACGACAGAGUCAGUGAUGAACAGUGCCUGAUGAUCAUGUCGGUGAGGAAGGGCAAGCGCCUCAUCUCCCGGCUGCUCCCCUUCCUGCCCCCUCCACAAGCUGCUGCUGUCCUCAUGGGCAUCGCCCGGAAUCUGCCCGCCCUGGCAAAGAAAGACAAGCAGGACCAGGUCCUGUGCUGGUUGGUUGAACCCGUUGCUGUGGUGAUCCAGGCCAUGUCCAGCUCUGCCCUUACAGACCUCCUACAGGAGUUACAGGGCAGUGAGGGCCAGCUUCCCAGAGUACUGCAAAACAAGUUUGGUGUGACGUUGCUUUACCUAAUUUUGAGUGAGGGGGAGAGAAUGCAGAGCUCGGAUCCCAACUGUCAGCUAAUGGAUGAUAAUCGAUGGACAGAGUUGGUGUUUUCUGUGACCCGAGAGCUGUUGAAGGUCCCCUCGUCAUCACUCUCUCCUCCUCUCUUCACACCUCCCAACCUCCUCUCCCUGUUCUCUCGCUAUGUAGACCGCCAGAGACUGGAGCUCUUACAGGAGAAAUUACAGAUCACUGCAUUAUCCAGGUAGAAUUGACUUCAGACAUCAAGAUUCUUUUAUUCUGAGGCUGACUGUUAGUGUCCAGUUGUCGUGAGUGAAUGACUGUGUGAAGUGGCAAAGACAGGGGUUCACCCAGCAGAAAACUAUUGUCACUUAUUCUUUUUAUUUUUCUUUGUGUUAAAGUAGGUGUGUCAGUGUAUGUGUAUGUAUGUGUGUGUGAAUGCGAGACAUGAAGUUUGAAUGAUUACACGACGUCCGCUUUUUUUGAAUCAUGUUAACAUUGAUGCCUGUUAUAAAAAAAUGAAAUUAAUAAAGUAUUUCUAUUGUUUAAAACAA
Molecule: messenger RNA, 2695 nt
Organism: Engraulis encrasicolus (European anchovy)
Lineage: Eukaryota; Metazoa; Chordata; Actinopteri; Clupeiformes; Engraulidae
Gene: patl1
Product: PAT1 homolog 1, processing body mRNA decay factor
Exons: 18
Coding region: 74-2389 (771 amino acids)
Biological process (GO): deadenylation-dependent decapping of nuclear-transcribed mRNA; P-body assembly
Cellular component (GO): P-body
Molecular function (GO): RNA binding
Source: RefSeq, a predicted model, not a curated record